UGGGAGGAUAGUUUUAACGAGCCCUCCAACGGUAUCCAAGCUGGUUCUCUGCUUCAUAACCACCACCAACGGAAGUCCAGUUCGAAUGCAUAUAAUAAGGCUGAUUUGCAGGUCUGCGAUUUGCCAUCAAGUUCCAAACCUCAAAGUAAGGCUUUGGCUUUAACCGCCAGUAUUAGUCGCCGGCCAUCAACUUCAAUCGCUUCCUUAUCUCAAGUUGACAUACUCAUUAAUGGAGAUGAUUCGACUGACUCGGAUUUGGCUUUAUCUUGUCGGUUGGCUUCAUUUAAGGGGCCAUCCAGAUUUCAUGACUCAGAUCCAGGUUCAUUGUCUAUCGUACAUUCGGAUGAUGAGCCACUGACACCGUUAAAUGGGGAUCCAGUUCAGUUCAAAACUCCUCUUCACAACACUUGUGAACUUGAAAAAGUGAGUUCAAGUCCAAAACUCAGUCUGAGGCAAGCUAGAGGCCAGCUUACCUGCAACGAAAUUGGAAAUUUAAUCGUGCCUUACGUCAAACAAACCUUGAGCCUGAAUGCAAAUAACACUCAGAGGCCACUUCCAGAGCCCAGGUUGACUGUGAAGAAAGCAAAUGGAGAUCGUAUUGAUAGAAUUGGGUCUAGAGUUGUUGCUAGCUCCACACUCGCUUCUAUCCCUAUGGCUCCAGGGGCUGCGCUUUCCACUACAUCAAGCUGGCUCUUACGUCUUUUUGAGUCAACUCUCUUCAAUAUGGAUCUUGCUCUGCAAUAUCUACACAAAACGCAGGAGCCUGGCGUAUUGGCAUAUCUUAGUGAGUCUAUUUUAUCUGUUCUUUUUUUAAUAAAAAUAACUACAUUUUAA
Messenger RNA from Protopolystoma xenopodis, 834 nucleotides. NCBI's taxonomy places the organism in Eukaryota, Metazoa, Platyhelminthes, Monogenea, Polystomatidea, Polystomatidae. The record is from the annotation of a GenBank genome assembly.